Anopheles coustani is the source of this 12949-nucleotide messenger RNA. It is a transcript of the gene btv, whose product is annotated as cytoplasmic dynein 2 heavy chain 1. Gene Ontology annotation, molecular function: dynein light intermediate chain binding; minus-end-directed microtubule motor activity; ATP binding. The transcript is spliced from 15 exons. Gene Ontology annotation, biological process: microtubule-based movement. NCBI's taxonomy places the organism in Eukaryota, Metazoa, Arthropoda, Insecta, Diptera, Culicidae. The record is from RefSeq and is a predicted model, not a curated record. Gene Ontology annotation, cellular component: dynein complex. The coding region runs from base 1 to 12573 and encodes 4190 amino acids.
AUGUCCAACCGGUACAAAUUUAUCUACAAUGCUUGUGUUGAGUUCUUCGACGUGACAGUGCUGGAAAACGGUGACGUCAUAAAGGAGUUCCUCCAGAACGACGACGUGACCGUACUGGCGGCCGUUUCGGUAGACGGCGAGGUGUUGCUGCAGAACGUCGUCCCGCUCGAGGACCAGUAUGGGCUGCUGUUCUACAAGAUACCGAACCUGGACUUCAGUGGGCACACGGGCCCAGCCAAAAUAGGGCUCCUGACGCUCGAGGGCGGUUUGGCAAAGUCCAUCUACAACACGCUGCAGCGCGUCUUUUCGCCAUACAUAUUGAAAAAGUCCGAGUACCCGGCGGAAAUACGGGGCCUGCUGCAGAACCUACACUCUAGCCUGGGUCUAUCGCUGGGGCUUACCGAGUCGGGCAUUCUGUCACUGCAGGAUGAGGUCGGUUUCUGGUUGCACAAGACGAAAUCCCUGCCGACCAAAGCGGAUCGCGAAACGGCACGCUCGUUCGCGACGAUGUUGGAAAAGAUCAGCCAACAGUUUGGUGAAAACGAAACAAUGAGCCUGAACAAGCUGGACGAAAUGAUCGACGUGUGCCAGACGGUGUUGGAUGAAAUAUGGCGCUUGCCCAACCAUUACCCCCAGAACCGGAUGUGUAGCAUUUUCGACAUGAUUUCCGUCCGUGUGGUCGCAUCUUGUACAGAACACCUUACGGAGGUGGACAUGUGGGACAUUGGAACGGUGGCUCAGGAUGACGCUAUUGGGCACGUGAAAGAAACGCUCGAUUCGUGGAUUCAAACGUUCGACUCACUAACGCGCCUAUUCUGGCCCAACUACGAGCCCCAUCCGUGGAUGGGGGAACCGUACCGGUCGAAGCUUUUGAGCAAAUUUCAAACACGGUACAAGGAGAUCCUAGAAAUAAGACACGUGAAAGAUUUACUGUACGCAUUAUUCUUCGAGAGUGAACAAUAUUUUCCUUUGGUGAACGAAGUGGCAUUACCCUUUCAUGGUAUGAACAUUUACGACCUAACGCCGCUGGGAAAUAAACGAUGGGAAAUGGCGAAAGCCAAAAUGGAACACGCACUCGCAAAGAUCGACGAGCGUGCGGCGUUUGUGCUGCAGCAGAAGAUCCUCGAAACCGGUGGCAAUCCCCGGCAUGCGGUGAUGGUUUUCAACCGCUAUCGGGAAUUACUCACCCGUCCGCUCGUGCUGGAAACGCUCGCCCCGGAGAGGAAUCAAAUUUUCCGCAAUGUCGAUACCAUGCUGAGGGAGCUUCGCGAGCUCCUGUCCGGGACUAAUUUCACCGAGAGUGACGUGACCCCGAUUGUGGCGGAGACACGCUGCUACCGGGUGGUCGAGGACGAGCUCGGUCAACUCGAGACCAUCGUCGCCAGCUUGUGCCGGGAUCGGGAAGGCCAUGCGGAAGUGCUGAAAAGAAUAGUUGAGUUCAAGGAGGAAAUGCAGGCGCUCGUACGGGGCAACUUUGAAACGUGGACCGAAAACUCCAUGAUGGCCAUCCGUGAUGGAGUUUUAAGUCUUCGCGAAAACCAACCCGUCGUGGUGUUCGAUAAGUCGGACAAUCAGCUUAUGAAGGUAACGUUCGGGCCGAAACUGGUCACCUUCAUCGACGAGGCACGCCAGUUGCAGAACCUCGGCUUGAAGCAUACGCCCGAGAUCCUGCGCAACGUGUCACACUCGAUGCGGUUUGUAGCACACGCUAGGCGCCUGCAGCAAGUGGCCACAUUCCACAACACCAUCGGGGGCGUCAUGGUGCCCUGCGUUCGUCCGAUCAUGCUGAAGAACGCCAUGGAGUUUUCGAAGCUGGUCAAGAGUGAAUCGGUGUCGUGGAGCGAGGAGGAUUCCGUCGAGCGGUACAUCGAGGCAUUACAGGAUGCCGUAAAGCGGCUGCUGAAAGACAAUAAUCUGCUCGCCGGAUACCACGAGCAGGCCCGGAAGGCCAUACUGAAGCUCAUGGAGACCGAUUUGAUACGCCAGGCGGGUGUGUGGAAGGAGGAGAUACGGGGUUUGCGAGAAAUAGUUGUCAGUAUGGAGCGCCAGGGGUAUGGGAAUCUGAACCCGUUCAAGUUUCACUGGGACCACCAGCUGUACAAAGUGCUCGAGUAUCAGUACAUUUCCGGGCUACUGGAUGUCCAUCAAAAGUUGCCUGAAAUUCACGUCGAUCUCAUCUUCCGCCAGCAGCGCAUUCAGUUUCGCCCCACACUAGAAGAGAUCAAGUCCCGGUAUUACUCACAGGUGCGCCGCUUCAUCGAGAAACCGGUCAACUUCAAGGGGCUCUCCGACCAGAGCACCACCCUCUUCAAGACAAUGAUCGAUCGGAACUAUCAGCACUUUGGCGUGAUCUAUGAAAAGUCGGAGAUCGUGUUCCGGCAGCUGCUCGAGUUCCGCGACAGUUGGCUACCGUUUGUGGCGCUCGGGAUGGUCGACCUGGAGCAACUGUGCACGAUACACUGCACAAGCUGGCAGCACUGGGAUAACAACUUUCGUGCGUGCAAACGCUUCAGCCAACAGCUGGCCCGGGUUCAGGAGCGCGAGAAGGAGAUCGACUGUCUGCUGAUAAACUACGCUCCGCUGUGUAGCGACAUCGAGGCGCUUAGUCGGCGGUACUGGGAGGCGUUGGCCGGGAGUCUCCGUACGUCCAUUCUCGACAGUAUUGCUGAGAUCCAGGAGUACCUGGCGUACUCAUUCAAUGUGCUGCAGAACAUUCCCCAGGAUGAGCUGGGGAUUGCGGAGUCGAGCGCAAAGUAUGAGAAGAUCAUCCACGAUCUGCCCAAGAUGAGUGAGCUGAUGAAGUCGCUGCAGGGUAAGGACACGUGCUUGGCCGGUUGGUGCAAGGAGCGUGUGUCCGCGCUCGGUGGCAUCUUGCUGCAGUGGAACCAGCUUCAGCCACUUAUCGACAAUCACCAAACGUUGCUACAGGGACGGCUCGAUAUAAUCAAAGAGAACAUCCUACGACAAAUCAAUGAGUUGAAUGACGAGGCUGAAAAGUUCUCCAUUCGUUGGGAGUCGACCAUAAAAGAUUUGGAGACCAAUGAAAAUGCGGAUAUGUCUCUGUUCCGCGACCGGCAAUCGCAAUGGAAACAGAUCCUGAACAAGCGAGAAACCCUCAAUAAACAGACGGAAAAGUUUAAUAUAUCCGUACCGAAGGAGUUCGACGAGAUAUUCACCAACCUGGAGCGUGAUAUCACGGACCAGGGGAAAAAUUGGGAUAUAUUCAAUGAGUUCCUCAACGAUUACGACACGGUAGCGAACGAGGAGUGGACAAUCUACCGACGUCGGCCGCACAUCCUGACUGAUUUCAUUGGACGCUGGGAAAAGGCGCACUCCAACCAGCCGCAGGUCAGCGUAGCAAGCGCGAGGAUAAGUGGCACGAUCGAUCGGUACAAGGGAGCGCUACCGGUUCUCACCACGCUCCAGUCGGACGCACUGAUCGAGAAGCACUGGGCAAAGUUGUGCAUGAUAUUGGCCAUCGAUUCGAGAUCGCUGCACGAUCUUUGCCUGGGCGAUGUACUCGGCGCGAGUGAGCGGCUGCAGGAACAGGCAGGUGAAAUUCAAACGAUCGUUCGAAGUGCCGCUUCCGAGCACGUCAUCCGGCAGGCGAUCGUCGAGCUGGAACAGUGGAGCGUCACGGCGAUGCUGAAGCUAACCGACUACAUCGACUCGAAGGGUGCACCGAUGAAGCUGAUCAAGGAUUACGUCGAGACGCUCAACAAAAUUGGCGACAAUCAGUUUCUGCUGCAGUCGGCGAAAAACUCCGCGUCUUUCGAGUCGUUCUCCGACCAGGCGGACAUUUGGGAGGAAAAGCUGAACAAUCUCGACUACAUUGUAACGCACCUCGGUCAGAUACAGAAGCGGUGGAUCUACCUCGAGCCAAUCUUCGGUGUCGGUACGCUGAAGAAGGAGGAAGCGGUGUUUCGCAGCAUCGACAAGAACUUUCGCUACAUCAUGAAGGAGGUGGCAGAUGAUCCGCGCGUUGUGUCCCUCAAUCGGAUCAAUAACAUCUUGUCGAUCAUCGAGACACUGCAGGGGCAAAUCACACGCUGCCAGAAUGCACUCAGUACGUACAUCAAAUCGAAGCGGAAUGCAUUCUCGCGGUUCUACUUCCUUUCCGACGACGAUUUGCUGGAGCUGCUCGGGCAGUCGUCCAAGGAGAGCAUUAUUCAGAAGCACAUCCGGAAAUUGUUCCCGGGUGUGUAUCGGUUGCUGUUAGAAGGGGACGCAUGUGAGCGAGUGGUCGGAUUUGCCAGCGAAGAGGGUGACGAGGUGUCACUGUUAGAACCGAUUACGGUCCCCGGGACUCCAGUGGAGGACUGGCUCAGCACGCUCGUCGAACGGAUUAAGCAGACACUUCAGCACUCCAUCGGGCAGUGUGUUCAAGGGGCGGACUCAUUCGAUCUCGCCACGAUCGAGCGCUUUCCGAUGCAGGUGAUUUGCCUUGCCAAUGCGAUUCACUUUACCAAGCGCGCCGAAAAGGCCAUCAUUGGUAUGCAGCUGGCAAACCUCAAACAGCACGUGCAAAAUGAAAUCUCCAAGUACUCGACGCUAUUGCAACAAAGUCAGAAUCAUCUGACAAGUGUGAAGCUGCGCUCGUUGCUGAUUGACCUGGUGUACCAACAGACGACGGUGGACUACCUUCUCUCGCACAACGUAACCAACGCCACCGACUGGUACUGGCUGCAGCAGUUGAAGUUUUAUGCCGACCCCAAAGCCAACGUCACUGUGCGGAUGGUUCACGCCGAGUUUCGCUAUUCGUACGAAUUUUUGGGCAACUACAACAAGCUCGUGUACACCUCGCUGGCGCACAAUUGCUACCUCACCCUAACGCAGGCCAUGCAGCUCGGUUUGGGAGGGAACCCGUUCGGUCCAGCCGGCACCGGUAAGACGGAGUGCGUCAAAUCGCUCGGUGCAAUGCUCGGCCGCUUGGUGCUGGUGUUUAACUGCGAUGAAAACAUCGACACGGCUGCGAUGGCUCUCAUCCUUUCCGGAUUGGCUCGGUGCGGUGCGUGGGGUUGUUUCGAUGAGUUCAACCGACUGCAGGAGGCAACACUUUCGUCGAUCUCGAUGCUAAUCCAACCGCUUCAGCGGGCCCUCAAGGACAAGCGCACGGAGGUGACGAUGAACGGCGAAACGAUCCCACUCGAUCAGCAUUGUUGUGUGUUUGUGACGCUGAAUCCGGCUGGCGAGGAGUACGGUGGUCGACAGCAGCUACCGCUGAACCUGCAGGCACUGUUCCGUCCGAUUGCGAUGCAAGCACCACGUCCUCAGCAGAUCGCGUGCGUUACCCUGUUCGUGGAGGGGUUUGUCAACGCGGAACGUAUAGGAGCCCAGAUUGUGGAGUUGUUCGAGUUGGCCCAGAGGAUUCUCUCCCGACAGCGCCACUACGACUGGGGUUUGAGGGAGCUGAAGGCGGUUCUGUUGGCCUGUGGUGGUGCCCUGAACGGUACCGAAGGGAGUCGCUCGUACGAACAGGAGGCCGGUGUUGUGGUGAACGUGAUCCGCUCGAACCUGAUGUGCCGGUUGACGAUUUCCGACGCCAAGCGAUUCGAUGUGCUGCUGGCGAACGUCUUUCCGGAUAUUCCCAUUGUGAGCGGCAGCGACACCGAGCUUCGGGAGAAGCUGGCCGACGCCUUUUCUCUACUCGGUCAGCAGCAGCAUGAACGACAGAUUGAAAAGUGCCUGGAACUGCACGCCCAACUCCAGAAGCGUAUGGGUGUGGUUGUGAUCGGUCCACCACAGUCCGGUAAGACCACCAUCAUAGGACUGCUAAAGGAGGCCCUGGUGGCUCAGGGACACACCAUACGCAUGCACACCAUAUCACCGAAAUCGAUGAACCGAGUUCAGCUGCUCGGGAAGCUUGAUCCGGACACGCGACAAUGGUCUGACGGGGUGCUCACCUCGAUGGCCAUCGCAGUGAACGCCGAGCAGCGCAACGUUACCUCGUGGAUCAUCUGUGACGGAGACGUCGACCCGGAGUGGAUCGAAGCCCUCAACUCGGUGCUGGACGAUAACCGAUUGCUUACGCUUCCCUCCGGUUGGCGCAUUCAGUUCGGAAGCAAUGUAAACUUUAUCUUCGAAACGCACGAUCUCUCGACGGCUUCACCGGCAACGAUCUCGCGCAUGGGCAUCAUCAAUCUGAACGCGGAGGAUCUCCCCUACCAGCUGAUCGUGUCCGGUUGGAUCUCCCGACAACAGGGGGAUCAACACGCCCUUAAGGCGUACUUCGAUCAACACCUGUACCGUGCCAUCGAUUGGAUCGAUGGGCACAAGGAACUACCCACCGGGUACUCGCUGGUAAGCCUUGCCCAAUCCGCCCUGGUAGCCAUCGAGGAUGUCAAGAACGCCGAUCAAUUUUGUACCGAUCUACUGUGCGGCCUAGGCGGUGUUCUCGGAAUGGCGGCCAAAAACUCUCUCUCGAAUCAGGUGUAUGCCUGGGCAGAUAUUGCCAUUACCGAUGGAUCGGUGGCGGAGUUCCACUAUUACAACAGCUUCCGGGACAUGAUCGAACUGUACAGCACGGACGAUAUCAUGGGGGCGGCGAUCGAGAAUGGUACGUACGUGAACGUGCUCGUCAAAACGCCACUAAUGAAGCUAAACGGUGAUCUACUGAGGCGUAUCAUAGCCUCCAAGGAACGCCAGGUGGCGCUUCUGGUCGGUCCGAGUGGCAACGGCAAAAGUCUCCUGCUGCAGACGAUCGUCGGCGAGUUUAGCGGCUACCAGCUGGUAACGAUCAACUGCAGUGCCCAGCUAACGACGGCCAACAUUCUCUACACUCUGAAGCAAAACUCGCUCAUCGUAACGACCGUCAAGGGUAAGGAGUAUCGGCCAAACUUUUCCCGCAUCGUCCUGUACCUCAAGAACAUCGAUCUCUGCCCGGUGGAUUGCUGGGGCACGUGUGAGGUGGUCGAGUUGCUGCUCCAGCUCAUCCACCGGCAUGGCUUCUACUCGGACGGUGUCGAGUGGAUUUCGGUCAGCGGAGUGCAGGUCUGUGCGUCGAUUACGGACCUUGGCAAAACGGUACUCUCACCCCGGUUCCUGUCGAUCAGCCGUCUGGUUCGGUUUGGUUAUCCGAGCGAGCAGGACAUGGAGAGCAUCGUGCGCAGCAUCCUGUUGCCGGUGUACAAUCUGCUGGCCAAGGGUACGGUACGGGUGAAACUACACGAGCUGGUCCGAUCGAUCAUCAACGUGUACCUGACGAUAAACGCACAAUUCCAACACGCCGAGGCAACGCACUACCGCUUCACACCGAAGCUGAUCGAACAGUGGAUCUCGGGACUGCUGUUCUACCCGGAGGAAAACUUUGGCAAAGCGCUGCAGCACGAGUGCCAAAGAAUCUUCCGCGAUCGGUUGGUGUCCCUGGAGGAGCGUCAUCGGUUCGAUGAAAUUUUACGCGAAGAGUUUCGUAUGCUGGAGCAGCUACCAACAAGCGAGCUGUUUGUCCCGAAGGAAGGCGCCCAACGCCGUGGGGAGCUGCAGCUGGUGUCGGCCGACGAGUGGCGUCAAGCAGUCGGCCAUAGUGUGUCUAUUUGCACCUCGGAGAGUGUCAUCAUCGAUCUCCCAAUGGGCGAUGCCUUCUGUGAAACGGUAGCCGCCAUCUGUCGUGCCCUGUCACGUCCUUACGCCAAUCUAGUACUCACCGGGCGGGCUGGUUCCGGUCGGUUACAAGCUCUCUACACAGCCUGCACGUUGCUAAGUGUCCGGGUGGCAUUCCCACAACUAUCCCGCCACUACUCGAUGGCGGAGUUCAACAACGAUCUCAAACUGGUACUGCAGAACGCCGCCCUCGAGAACGAACCGGUGGCGUUCGUGUUGCACCAUUCCGUCACCGGAUACCUUCCGGACGCGAUGAAGACAUGCGAAGCCAUCCUGGCCGGUGGUGAUCUGGUGGACUUUUUCGGUGAUGAUCUGGAAAACAUUGCCGCACCGCUCAAAGCCCAGGCUGCGCUGGAGUCGUACCAGAUGUCGCUGGCGGCGUACUUCCUGCAGCGGCUUCGGAUGAACUUUCACCUCGUGGUGGUGCUGGAGUCCGGUUCGCCGACGGUGCGCACGCUGUUCGAGAGAUACCCGGCGUUGUAUCAAAAGACGGAGAUGAUUUGGAUGCUGCCGGAGUGCGUGUCCCGGGUGGAGGAUCUCCGUCGAUAUUUGCACGGUAUAGAUGGAAGCGCUGGAACGGGCGAACUGAAGAGCGUUGAACAGGUACCCCUUCCGGCGUACUUCAACGAUCUCAUUGCUGUAGGUCUAACCGAGUGGAGUCACUGUCCGCUGCGCCGGGUAUUGUUGAUGCGGGCAUACUUUCACCUGUACGCGCAAGAGAAGAUCGGCAAGGAGCAGUACAAGGCUAAGAUCCAGAUCGGUGUGGAUAAACUUUCAGAAACGCACCGCGUAGUCGAGAAGCUAAAGAUCGAGGCGCAGGAAAAGCAGCAGGCGCUGGCCGAGAAGCGCAAACUGGCCAACCAAUCGCUGGAGAUGAUUUCCAACACGAUGCAUUCGGCGAACGAUAAGAAAACGGAACUGCUCGAAUUGCAGCGCCAGACGCAGGAAAGCAGCGAGAAGCUGAUCGAACGCAAGCGCGCCAUCGAGGAGGAGCUGAGCCUGGUGGAACCGACACUGCGCGAGGCCAGUGCCGCCGUCGGUCAGAUCAAAACGGAAGCCCUCUCGGAGAUCCGGUCACUGCGCGCCCCGCCGGAAAUCGUACGCGACAUCCUCGAGGGCGUGCUCCGACUGAUGGGCAUUCGCGAUACGUCGUGGAACAGCAUGAAGACGUUCCUGGCUAAGCGGGGCGUAAAAGAGGACAUCCGGUCGCUCGAUCCGUCCCGCAUUGGGCCGGAAAACUGUGCCGCCGUCGAGAAGCUGCUGCAGGCGAAGGCAGACUCGUACGAGCAGCGGAAUGCCAAGCGAGCAUCGGCGGCCGCCGCCCCACUCGCCGCGUGGGUCAUCGCGAACGUCAAGUACGCCAAGGUGAUGCAGAGCAUCAAACCUCUCGAGCGCGAGCAGAACCAGCUGAAGGAAAACCUUGACCAGGCGGAGGCCGAAAUGCAAUCACUUUCCAGCGGGCUGGACAACGUGAACGACACGGUGCGGAGUUUGUCCGAGCAGCUGAACGUGUACACGCAGGAGGCGGCCAUGUUGGAGAUAAAACUGGAUGAAGCAAAAAACACUCUCCACACCGCAGAAAUACUGGUUCAGAGCCUAAAUACCGAGUACACGAGUUGGAGCAAGGAAUUGGACGAGUUGAACCAUGCGAUCAAACAUCUGGAUGGAAGAUGCUUUCUGACCGCCCUCAACAUAGUACACCUCUCGCAGCUGAGUCUCGAGGAGCGAAGGUCCUGCAUGGCGAAGGUGGCUCAGCUGACAAACACCACCGCGUUCGACAUGGACCAGGAGCUGGUCUCCAACCAGGACAAGAUCAUUUGGGAAAGCAUGGGACUCACGGCGGACCAGCAAUAUCGGGAGAAUGCGAGUAUGCUCGUGAAGUACCUCUCGCUGCCCUACGCCUCGACCCCCGUCCCGCUGCUGGUCGAUCCGUCCGAGUACGGGCAGCGGUGGCUAGCGAACUAUUUGUCCUAUCUUGGGCGCACCUACGAGGUGACGAGCCAGGGAGCGGAACGGUUCGGCUACAGUCUCGAGCUAGCCGUUCGGUUCGGGAAGAUAUUGCUCGUUAAAAACGUUAACGUCAUUGAGCCACCACUUUUGACGCUCUUCUGCACGGCCGUUCAGAGUCGGUUCAACAAGCGAUUGCUGCAGGUGGGCAAUAAAGCGAUCGACCUGCACGACGACUUCAAGCUGAUACUGGUCACGCAGAACGAGGGGUUGGAGCUCGGGGCGGAACUGCGGGCGCAGCUGAUGUCGCUUCGGUUCACCACCACCACGGCCGGACUGACGGACGUCCUAACGUCGAAAUGGGUAAACGCCCAGCAACCGGAGAUCGAGCGCAAGCGCACGGAGCUGCUGCAGGAAGAGGGAAAACUGAUGAAGGAGAAGCUGAACCUACAGGACAAACUGCUGCAGGAGCUUUCGUCGGCCCAGGGGGAUCUGCUUAAAAACGAGCCAUUGCUGAACACACUCAACAGCAUCAAGAGCAGUACGGGGGCCAUCGAGCAGGCGCUGGAAGAGUUCACGCAAGUCCGUGACACGAUCAUGCAACACUACACCCAGCGGACGGAAUUGAGUGGCAUGGCGGCCCGGUUGUACAUGGGCAUCCGUCGGUUCUACGCCAUCAACGUAGGAAAGUACGUGACGAUUUUCCUCUCCGUCAUCGACAACGAUAAGCACACGGGCCAGGAGGAGCUGUACAGGAUUCUGGUACGGCGCGUCUACUCCCUACUGAGCCGUAGCAUUCCGAAGGAUGACCAGAUCAUUCUAGGGCUUAACGUGUGCAAGCAAGCAUUCCCGGAGCUUGCUCCCGAAAGGGAAUGGGAAUCGUUCGUACACAACUUCACCAACGUCGAAGUGACCGGUGGGGAAGGGCACUGCCCCGCCUGGAUAAGGCCGGAGUUGAGCGGGAAAGUGCUCGCCCUGCAGUCACUCCUCCCAGACCUCUACCGUCGGCUAGAUCUGGCGAACGAAACAGCCUGGCGCAAGUACAUCGAAGCGGAUGAAGCCGUCACCCCGGUAUCGUUGAGCGAGUUCCAACAGAUUCUAAUAGCGCAAGUCCUCCGGCCGGAUCUACUCAUCAAAACGAUCCACCGAUCGGUGCGCAACAUGCUCGGUAUCAAAACGCUCUACAGUACGCGCCCCUCGAUCCGGUGUCUCGCAGAGGAAUCGUCCCCCACGGAACCACUCCUGCUGGUCACCGCAUCCGGGAUGGAUCCGUCGGAGGAAAUCCGCGAGCACGCACGCCAAACACCCGGCAUAGGGUUGGCCAAGUACGGCGAGUUCGCCAUCGGCAAGGGACAGGAGAUGGAAGCCCUGAAGCUCGUGAAGGAUGCGGCCAACACGGGCAGCUGGAUCUGCAUCAAGAACGUUCACACGGUGCCGAACUUCCUGGUGGGAACGCUGGACGAUGCGCUCAAGACAAUCAACUUGGCCGAAGGGUUUCGGCUGUGGUUGACCACCGAGACGGACCAGCACAUCGGGGAGGUGUUUCUAAAGAAGUGCCUCAAGGUGCUGUACGAACCGCCGACGGGUUUGAAGCACAAGCUGAAGCUUCUGCUGGAGCAACACUCGGACGCGAUCGGUGCCAAGAAGAGGGACUACAAAACGAUCAAGCUGUACGUCGGCUUGUUCCUCUUGCAUUCGAUCGUGCAGGAGAGAAGAUCAUACAUCCCACAAGGUUGGAGUAAAAGGUACGACUUCUCCGAUGCGGAUCUACGCUCCGCCAUGGAUAUGAUACAGUACGUCGAAAGUUCGGCGGCUGGUGUUAGUCAAAGAAUUCCCUGGCCACUGGUGCAAGGAUUGAGCGAGAAAUUGAGCUACGGUGGUCGGAUAGACAACGAUCAGGACUUUACCCGCCUGGAGUGUCUCAUACGAGAGUUUGUCGACGAGAAGAUCAUGACAAGCCGUUGGCAACCAAUGUUCCUCAACAUAACCGUGCCUAACUCAAGUCACGUAGAGGACUACAUGAAAGCGUUUGAUCAACUGCCGGACACGGACAGUCCCACACUGUACGGUAUUCCCGCGUCAACGAAUGCCUCGCGGGAUCUCAUCUUCUGCCGGAAUACGCUAAAAAUCCUACGCUCCCAGUACUUCUCCUCGGGGACGGUACAAAACUUCGAGAAACGGCUCCGCCCGAUUGUCGGCCUGUGGCAUAAGCUCUCAUCGGGUCCGACCACGGCUUCUUCCUCGACCAUCGUUCGGCUGGAUUCGCUCAUCGAACGAUCGCGCGACAGCACCGAACCGUGGACCAUUUUCAUCGUAUCGGAGCUGACGGUGGCCCGCAAUCUGCACGCGACGAUCGACGCUAACUUUCAAACACUGAAAAUGGCGCUCAAAGAUGCGGGUCUGCUGAACGCAAAGGAUCGCGCCUUACUGGCCACGAUCUGCGACAAUCUGGUGCCGGUGCAGUGGCGUCGCCUCUGGAGCGGACCGAAGACAGUCAUCGAGUAUCUGCGGGCGGUCAGCUGGAAGACGAACCACGCCGAGAGGAUGUUUGGAGACUUACUCGAACGGCAGACGAUCGAACGGGUCGAUUUCAAUCAUCUCUUCAAUGUGCAGGCCAUGCUGACGGCCCUUAAGCUUUGUCGAUCGAAACAGAGGGCCAUCUCCACCACCGAGCUAAUGCUUUGUGCCACUUUCGGAGGCGGUAGUGGUGGUGUUGCGAAGAAUGGUGGCGUUAUGGUGGCACCACUAUUGAUUGAUGGUGGUACAUUGAAGCAUAAUAAAUUGGCCAUACAGCAAUCGUCGACCGACGUCAACACGACGGGCCAGUUUGAGUUAAACUACAAUCCAAAGGAAUCGACGGCAGCGGCGAAAACAGUCCGGGUCGACGUCCUCCCAGUACCGUUGUACAACAAUAUUUCCCGCGAUGUGCUGUUGUGCACGAUCGCGAUGGAAGUGGCACCGGGUUUGAGCAAAACUGCCCUUAUUUCCGCCGGUAUUGCGUUGAUUAUACCGGAAACAUAUCAGUGAACCGUUUUUAACAUAGUGUUCAACAAAGCACAUCAAUCAGGAGAGGCUAACGUUUAGAACUUAAGAAUAGCAAUAUGUACACGUUUUAUUUUAAUUUUCUUCUAUCACGGACCGUGGACCACGCACCAGUAAAUAAAACUGAUUAAGGCUACGCCUUGAUUCCCUCACCAGUGCCGUUUGUGGGUGUCGUCGUCGUCGCUUGAUCCGAACCGCCCGCAAGAGACGAUCGGGAUGGUCGAUCGAGAUUGCGAAUCAUUGCCGUCGGCGGACCUUGCAGGACUUUGCGCGAGAGACGCAUGAAACCGGACACCGGGUCGCGGCCGAAGUAUUUCACCUGUAUUUCGGUACCGACCAGCAGACCGAGGGCAGAGGGAUG